Pecten maximus is the source of this 4036-nucleotide messenger RNA. RefSeq names its product bone morphogenetic protein 3-like. Gene Ontology annotation, molecular function: cytokine activity; growth factor activity. Gene Ontology annotation, cellular component: extracellular region. The transcript is spliced from 3 exons. The record is from RefSeq and is a predicted model, not a curated record. Lineage: Eukaryota; Metazoa; Mollusca; Bivalvia; Pectinida; Pectinidae. Gene Ontology annotation, biological process: BMP signaling pathway; SMAD protein signal transduction. Bases 585 to 2087 code for a protein of 500 amino acids.
ACACUUCACAUGUGGAUGGCCCGCCUGCCACUAUACAAGUGGAAAUUAGCAGUUUUUGUGCAUUCAUUGGAAAUUCUUUUACCUGUCAUACACAGGUGCUCGCGUUCAUAAGGCACUCGAUAUAUAGUAUACACACAUAUCUUACAACUGGCGGAUUUAUACUGUGUAAUUACAGCGGUGGAUUAUACGUACACACAUGUAAUAAUGGAGGUUAUACUUGAAUGAAAUACAGUAAUUAGCAUCUUACUACCGUGAGAAACACAAUAAUUAGAACCUCACUGCAGUGAAAAUUACACCACGAUUGGGAUUUAUUUCAACAGGCAUCUUUAUCAAUUCUAGAGUGUAAUAAACAUCGAAAAUGUGUCGGGAGAAUGAGCACUUUCUCUCUUACACGUUGUCUUUACCAUCAAGAUGACGACUCGGCAUGAAAGAUUUUGAAAUGCAUCUUAAAGUUUGAAAUGCUAUGGUGAAAUAAUUUGACCAAGAACCACACUGAGUUGAACUACAUAAGGAAUUUAGUGGUACGUCGUAAAACAAACGGCAUAUUUGAGCGAACUUGUGUUGGAUUUAUGAGCUGAAAAGUCAUGUUUCCUACAGUAAAUUUGACAGUUUGGUUAGCAGUACUAACAUGUGUUGUGCUGUCGAGAGAGGCCUCGGAAGGACCCCAGAACGUCUUGUUGAACGAAGCCGUCAAGACAUUACUGGGGUUCAAAGAUGAACUCCCUAGGAACAAGCUUUCCUUCCCUUACGGGGUAGGUCAGGAGGCCCCUAAGUACAUGCUGGACCUUUAUGACAGGUUUCGAAAUUCUCAAAUAUCAAAGGGUCAUCUCUCAGGAAAUACUGUCCGGAGUAUCCACGCAGAAAUAGCUGAGGUGAAUGGCGAGGAGAUGUUUGUAUUCAACCUUACCUCCAUCAUACCCUCUGAAAGGUUACUCAGUGCAGAAAUUCACCUCUACAAGAGGAAGAUGAAGAAAGCAAGGCGACGGCGUCGAGACUUGGAAUUACUAAUGUACGAAAUCGCACCACACUACAUGACUGAAAAUGGAAAAAUUACUAUGAGGGCAGAAAGUUUUGGAUGGCAGUGGUAUGAUGUCACGGACGCUGCUCUUAGUUGCCUGGCAGCGCGGAGAGAUACGCCACAUUUGUUUGCAUUGAAGUUUCAAGUUGAAAAACACAACGGUAAAGUCAGAGAUGUGGCCCUAAAAAAAUUCAUUCGACAUCAUUCCAUGCCAUUUCUUAUAAUUUAUUCAAAUGAUACUCAAAAUAACGAAUUGGAACCAUUGGAAAAUUUAGCGGAAAAAAUGCAUCAAGAGAAGAAAGAGGAUAGUGACUUUGUAAGUAGUAAUACUGACAGCUUUGUUGAAUAUUCUCUCAGUUUUGCAAACGGCAAAUUCAAUAGUGAAAUUGAUUCUAAUGAUCAUUCACAAGAUCAAACAUCCAAAAGUGUACAGAGACGUCAAAAACGCUCAAUUUAUGAUAAUGAAAUUCCAGAAACCCCAAAAGAAUAUGAAAACUUUCACAGGAAGUUCAAUAUUCCUCAAACACAUCCGGACAUUUUACAGUCAAGACGAGAAAGUCGACAUAAAAUUUCAGACUCUCGUUUGAUUCCAUAUCCUGAUGAAGAUAGGCGGAAAAAUAGAAAGAAUAGUCGCAAAAACAGGAAAAAUAGAAGGAAAAAUAGGAGAAGAAAGAAUAAGAACGCAAAUCUUCUAUUUCCAAAAGAGUGGGAUAGAUUUCGGGGGACCGGAACAGAGGAGAACAAAAAUAGUAACAUAUGCAGCAAGAGGCAGCUUAUUCUUGACUUCGCAGAUAUCGGCUGGGAGGACAAAAUCAUCGCACCAAAGUCAUUCGAAGCUCACUAUUGUGCGGGGUCAUGUCCAUUCCCACUAACAAAGAAGCUGAGACCAUCCAAUCACGCGACCAUUCAGAGUAUGGUUCACGCAAUAGGUAUACACACAGAUGUGCCCGCACCGUGUUGUGUUCCCGAGUCUCUCUCCUCCAUCACACUCCUCUUCUUCGACAGCAACAGGAACGUCGUGCUCAAAAACUACCCCAGUAUGUCAGUCAAGGCGUGUGGGUGCAGAUAAGCAGGGACGCAGUUCGAAUCCAUCAACGUCAUCGACGUAACGAGAGCAGCUACGAGAGAUCGUGCAAAAAUUCGAAACAUAGUGCGAAUGCAUGGAAUUUGGUGAUGAAUCGGUCUAUUAUAAUAGAAUCGCAGUAGGACCGACGGUUAACAGAGCAAACAGAGGUCACCGAGGAUGCCGUUGAAAAUGGCUUGUUAAGGAACACAAUUUGCAAUUGUGAAUAAUUUACAACCAACCAUUUUUACUUUGAAAGGAAUGACAUGUCUUUAUAACCUAAUGUUCUGUGCAGAACUUCAGGCAGUGACAUCGAAAGUCCAAUGAGUUUAUACCUUGUGUACUGUUAUACGAAGAGAUCACAAUAAUUACAAUUUCGUUUCAUAGGUUGCGUUGUCUAAUUCUGACUUGGAUCAGUAAUCAUCGGGAAUGGCGAUGUGCAGUGUAUUCUGCUGACACGCAAUUCUAUUGAAAAUGCACACCAGAAACAACAGUUGCGGAUAUUUAUGUCGUGUUGGUACUAACCGACAUAAGAUAACGUCAGUGUUUGCCGUGAACUUUGGCUGUGAAAAUAGCGCAGGGCGCUUUGUAGUACAAUUAGCUAUAGACAAUUUAUUAAUGAUUGACUUUUAUAAUUGUCGUCAGUUAUGAACUUGUGACAUUUUAACUGUCCCUUGAAAAGACAAUGGCGAAUAUCUGAGCCUUGACCCGGACUCAUACCCUUCACAUUUCCUUUAACAACUUCAGAAAACUGUGUCAUCUACCUCAUUAAAGCGUCACUGUGUUGUGUUAGUGAUGACGUCAUUGAUACGUUUACGUUUGUGUUGCCAUGUCAACUGUACGAGGACAAAUACUUUUAAUUAAAACUAAUAACAAAGACUUGAUUGUAAAUACAAGGAAAAUGGUCAGUGUAAAUCUUAGAUUCAUAAUUGCAUAACUCAUGGUCAUUCAUUGCAUAUCAAGAAUGACAUCAAAUAUUACUUCCAAAUUAUAUUUAUAUAUUUUUUCCAGAAAGCCAAAUCGCUUCAAUAUUUGUAUACAUGUAGAUAUUAAUUAGUAAACGACAUCGUGAGCCUUUAUCAUUAUGUAUAGUUCAUAAUACAUCAUCAAUAGACAAUGAAUGUGAAGUCUAUGAUAAUACCAAUCAUCAACGUAUGACAUAAUUAGGCAUUGUUGUUACCUGCGAUAUAUUUGUUAGUAUCGUAAGUGAAGAAAUAGUUUAUAUAUAUAUAUGUAUAUUUAUAUAUACAAACAUCUACAUGUCUCAUAAGGGUAUUUAAGCUGUUCAAACUUCAACCGGACGAUUAAACAGUACUUAUGUACCUUUGAGUCUCGCUACAUGAACCCUUCAUGUCGCAAUACCCUUUCUCUCUUCAUAGAAUAUAAUACAUGUAAGCCGAACGAUUUCACGUCAUUGUCGGUCAACAUAUUAUACAUACAACUAAUUGAUUUCAUAUAUCUAGUACUUGUUAUUUAACUUCGGAAAAUCUGCAUUUAACGAGUAUUUUAUAAGUCAGUUCUGUGUGUGCGUGAAAGGGUGUGCUGGAAUGUGCGUGCACGCGCGUGCUUGUGUUGUUUAUUCGUUGUUUUAGCUCCGGUCGACAGUGCUAUUAUUUAACGUGUUGGAGAUAAUGAGCCCAUUGUAGUACAACUUCCAAUCCUUGUCAUGAGUCCGUUUUAUAAACCAUUGUCCUGUAUCAUUUGUACUAAUUGUUGUCGUGAGCCCUUUGUACAAAUCAUUGUCCUGAGCACUUUGUACAAAUCAUUGUCCUGAGCCCUUUGUACAACUCCAUUUGACUUUAUUUAUUGUACAUAGACAUAGUCAGUAUAAUGUAGAGAACAUCAGUUUAUCAUCAUUGUCAUUUUUAAACUUCCAUCAUCUCAUAUGUCAUUUGAAAUUCGUUGUCAUUUAAAUAUCGGAAUAAUUUUGUAAAAUAAAUUACAAAAAACUCUUA